Molecule: messenger RNA, 2579 nt
Organism: Mycena citricolor
Lineage: Eukaryota; Fungi; Basidiomycota; Agaricomycetes; Agaricales; Mycenaceae
Source: the annotation of a GenBank genome assembly
AUGCUUUGGUCAGAUAUCCGGAAUGUCGCUGAUGCGCACCGGCUGUUGGAAGCCGUCCGUGCCCGGGCCCUGCCGCUGGUCCGCCGCCGUCUCCUUCCUCAUGAACGCGCCGGGCUCAGCAGCGGCAACGUCUUCGUCUGGGAGGAGAGCGCGGAGGAAGGCGACGACGGCGGGCUUGUGCGCUGGACAGAUGGACGCAGAUGGUACGUCUUGUUCAUCCCGCUCAGUCGCGACCCACCGAGGAUGAAGGGCUCGGUGCAUCGCAGGUCCCAGAGUAAGAUGCGCGGCGAUUUUCUGUUCUACGAGGAGAAGAUCGCCACCACUCAGGCAGAGCGGACGGCUAAGGCUGUGAGGCGAGCAAACAAAGCAUCGUACUCUCCCGUCGACCUUCCGGGGCCUCCCAAGCGCAAGGAUCGGCCGACGCAAACGAACGGACUAAUCAAACAGACUUUCUCCGUUGUCGUCCAUGUGCCGCACUCGUUCCAGGUUCGGAAAUGGCACAUUGUCGCCUACCUCUCGGCUGAGUCAAUCGCGGAACUGCCAAUCGUCGACGACUACGAGCAUCUCCGGCACUUUCACCCUCCCGACGGCAUCUUCACGACUGCCAGGAACCUGACAGGCCUACUGACACCAGCGACUUGGAACGAAUCACCACCGUCAAAGAGCUCGCAGUCGGAUGAUGCUGACUCGCGGGAGAGCUCCCGCUCGCCUGUCACGCCGUACGCAGCGAUUCAGUCGACAGCAGAGCCACAUGGGCCCCAAUUCUCCGCUCUGGCUCGCGUCACGUUGGGAUCCCUGGAGGUCAGCGAUCCGUCCCUGGUCUUGCCGCUUCCGGUGUUUAUGCGAGAGGACUUGGCGUUGCUGGGCGACUCGGCGGGAGAAUCGAUUCUCUGCCCUCGGUUGCUUGCGUUUGAUUACAAAGCCCGAUUUGGCACGUUAAACCAAGCAAACGCUUUGGGCGAGAUUGCCGAGGAGGCUGAGGAUAUAGAUUCCUCUCUGUGGACUGGUGCUCCCAUCGAAUACAAGCAAGAGCGCGUCACCAAAAGCCAAUACCAAGACGACCUCGACAAGGAAGAUCUUGACGAGGGCGUGGCUCAAGAUGCCGCGACUGCCCAGCUAAAAGACGUGCGGUACUGGCCGGAUUUCAACCGGCUAUACUAUGCGCCACGCACUUUGCAGCAAAUCCCGGAUCUCGCAGAGUGGGAGAGCAAGGAAGGAGAUUGGGCCUUUGGUGGCGAUCUGUUCACGAGGUACGACGAGGAUAAUGAUCUCAUGGACGGUGCGGUGCGGCUGUUCGUCGAAGAGUGCGAGACAAUUCAGGGGAUGCAUAUCAUGCACGAUACAGCGAGUUUCGGGUCCUUCGUAAAUUCGCUGAUGCUUUCGCUCCGCGACGAGUUCACGAAAUUGCCAAUGAUUACGUUACCCCUGCUCUCAGAUGCGGUUCCCCAGAUCUCCCUCGAGGACAAGUCAGCAGUUCGAAAAGCUGUGAACGACGCAUUUGUGCUGCGGAGCCUGAGUGAACUUUCGUCGAUGACCGUUGCCCUUCAAUCUCCCACGACCUGGUCAGAUGCCGUCUGCCGCAAUGAGUGCAUCCAGGCCGGCCAAGCGCAUAUUUACCAUACGUCUGCGAUUUUGUCGACCAAUGUCGAGACCGCGACACUGCCUCUCCGGCUGAGGCGCCAAAACGAGCCUCUGCAUAGCUUCUGCGGCCAACUGGCGUACCAUUCUGGGGUUCCUUUCGCUGAGUUGGGCGGAGUUUUUCUGGGUGACAACAAUCCGGAUCGAUUGCGCCAAAUCUACAAUUUUUCAAGCUCGUCUGGAAGUUUUGUUGAUGGAGGCUUCCGACGUGAUGUUACACGAGGCUUCAGUCGGUCCGCGAUGUCGAGUUACACCGAGUUCCUCGACAGAACCGGCAAUGCGGGGAUCGUCUCCAGCCUCCACGCCCCGGCGUACCCGCUACCGAGCUCCUUCCCCGCAUUCUUCACGAGUGAUGCUGCCGAGUCCUCCGCGGGCUUGGGAAGCGGAGGCGUGCUCAGGCUCUCGCGUCCGCGAUCGACCGCCGUGCUGUCCACGGUGGGAACGUCGCGGGAAACCGUACAGCUGUUCGCCGGGUGCGCCAAGUUCUUGGACGACAAGCUGCAGCGCAGGUUCCCGGUGGACAGCCUCGGGAUCGACGUGGAUGAGAUGAAAGAGCUGGCGAAUGACUUGUGGACUCUACACGAUACCGCUGGGGGAGAUUCUGGUGGCGACGUUGACGUUGACUCGAUCGGCGAGGACGAGUGACGCAUAAUAUUGCUUGGAAUACUACAUAAAGAAAAAACGGAACUCGACCGAUUUGACUGCCAAGCGCAUCCGAGAGGUCACCAAGUUCACUAGUCUCUAGCAAACCCACGAGGAGCUCGUUUCUCACGGUUGAAUCUUGCGAAUGUUGAGCCGCCAUCGAUUGCAAGACCAUGUCAAGCCGCCUCGAGGGAUCAUGACUGCGCAGCAAGUACCCACACGACUCAGGAACGCGGUCCGUGGAGACCCACGGCAAUAUCGCUGUCAUUUGCCGCGACACAGAUGCGAAACGUGCGGGC